This is a messenger RNA of Centruroides sculpturatus (bark scorpion), 690 nucleotides long. Its product is annotated as venom peptide isomerase heavy chain-like. Gene Ontology annotation, biological process: proteolysis. The record is from RefSeq and is a predicted model, not a curated record. Gene Ontology annotation, molecular function: serine-type endopeptidase activity. NCBI's taxonomy places the organism in Eukaryota, Metazoa, Arthropoda, Arachnida, Scorpiones, Buthidae. The transcript is spliced from 5 exons. The coding region runs from base 1 to 690 and encodes 229 amino acids.
AUGAUUGGAGGAAGGGAGGCAGAAAAAGGAGAAUUUCCAUUUUUGGUAGCAAUAUUUAGAAAAGAAAGAUUUAAGGGUGCUUUUUCUUUAAUCACAACAAGGACGGUAAUAGGAGCAGCGCACGUUGUAGACGAAUACGCAGUCAAAGAUUAUUACGGAAGAAUAGGAGACGUUAACAAAAACAGGGGGAAAAAAGUGCUGUUUCGAAAAAGGAUUAUACACUCACGUUAUAAUUCAGAAAAGUUUUAUAAUGAUAUUGCACUUCUGAUUCUCACACACAGUAUUAAUAAUAUAUCUCCGAUUGCUUUAGUUGGAAAAAACGUAAGAUUUACUCAAGGUUCCGCCACGUUUGUUGGUUGGGGAAGAAUUGGUUACAAUGACAGAACAGACCUUCUUCAUGUAGCGAAAGUGAACUUAGUAGAUCCAAUAUACGUGGGUCGUAAAUUCGACUACGAAUUAACUUACAAAGAAAUUACAACACUGUCAUCUAGAGUAAAAGCCCUGGAAGGAGAUUCUGGCUCACCACUGAUCAAGAGAGAUGCGUCAAAAAAACCAGUGCUUAUUGGCAUUUUGGCUAACGGCGGACAUAAUAUUAAACAACCAGAUAUAUACAUGUCAACCAGUUUUCACCAUAAUUUUAUAAAAACUCACAGCGUCGGACGUCUCACAUACCUACACGUACAAAAUUAA